This is a messenger RNA of Erpetoichthys calabaricus (reedfish), 904 nucleotides long. RefSeq lists its product as uncharacterized. Lineage: Eukaryota; Metazoa; Chordata; Cladistia; Polypteriformes; Polypteridae. The transcript has 3 exons. The coding region runs from base 17 to 745 and encodes 242 amino acids. The record is from RefSeq and is a predicted model, not a curated record.
CUUUAGCAAGCACCAAAUGGACAGUAAGAGCAUAAGCCUGUCAGAAGAAAUGGUCUUGCGAUGUACACAUUGGAUAAAAAUGUUGUUAAUGUUGUUUCUGAUUGCUUGUAUAAUGUUGUGUGGUCAUUCAAAAAAAGAAACCAUUGAAAAGGAAUUUGGGAAGAACAUUUCUCUCAUUUGUUCAAAUCAUACAUGGAGUGAACUAGUCAUGCAAAAAUGGACCAUUUGGAAGUUAGGCAUAGGGAAUUGUGAUAUUGCUGUGCACUAUAAUGGGACUAUAACAAGCAACUGUACAAACAACCCAGUUUAUAUAAACUCCACUAAUCCACAUCUUUCUAUAUCUAACUUUGGAUCCAAUUAUGUUGGAAAAUAUUCCUGUGAUUCAAAUUAUAAUGGAGGAACAGAUACGGUAGACUACUAUUUAUGGGGUAUUGUUUAUAUAAACCAUACAUUUGGGAAAGAUGUUUCUCUCAACUGUACUCAGCAAAGGUCAGGGGAAAACAUAAAUGAAAUGCAACAGCAUAUCAAAUAUAAUGAAGAAUGCUUGGCUGUUGGGAUCAAUCAACCCCUCAACAGUACUUGUCGAAAAAAAGAAGGAAUUACUACAGAAAUUAAAGAUGAACAAAUAUAUAUUCACAUAAAUAAUUUUCAACUUAAUGAUACAGGAAAUUACACAUGUGAGUCAAGCUACAAUGAAGAAAAAUACAAAAUUGUUUUUAUUUUAACAGGCAAGUGUAAUAAUUGAACUGUACUUGUACUUUUAAAUCUUGUUAAAGGUUGUAUGUUGGCGUUUAUUGGAGUGAGCCGCAAACUGACAGUCCAAACAGAGCAUAUUGAUGCUUAAGUGAUAUUGAUGAUAGACUUCAAAGAAUGUAUUAAAUUAACAAAAUGAAGAAGAAAAAUU